Messenger RNA from Paramisgurnus dabryanus, 2577 nucleotides. It is a transcript of the gene stk11, whose product is annotated as serine/threonine kinase 11. Gene Ontology annotation, cellular component: cytoplasm. The record is from RefSeq and is a predicted model, not a curated record. Gene Ontology annotation, molecular function: protein serine/threonine kinase activity; protein kinase activator activity; ATP binding. Lineage: Eukaryota; Metazoa; Chordata; Actinopteri; Cypriniformes; Cobitidae. Gene Ontology annotation, biological process: intracellular signal transduction; regulation of cell growth; protein phosphorylation.
GUGCGCGAACGAGCGAUGGGAGGGAGGUAAACAAGAUGGCGGCAGCCUUGAAGCAGCAGCUUAUGUGAAGAACGAAUGAGAGAAAAUCAGCGAACGAUGAGCAGAAGAGGAAUGAAAGAUAGAGUUUUCAUCCGUCAUUGAGUCGUGUAGAUGAAUGCUAAUCUCAGGUAUUUUGUGUCUUGGAUGGUGAUUUCCCAUAAUGCUGAGCAGAAGUAGAAAACUGUAGUUCCUGAUUGCAACGUUCUCAAAGAGACCUCUAUAAGUAAAGAUUUUGUGUCAUACUGUACCAGACGUACCUGCAGAGAUGUGCUGGGCUCCUGUGAUUCCCAGCGUCGGCUAAUUCAAGCCUUGAGAUAAAAAAGCAGAAAACCAGCACUUGUUGACCCUGCGAGGUCGUGUAAUUUUUACCCUGUGGGCUCUGGUGCGUUGAACUGUUGUCUUCACUCACUGGUUAACCGACGUGGACGUUAGCCAUGCCACUGCAGUUGUUUUCCAGAUGUGACUUCGUUCUGGUGCUUUACUACUAACUGAUUUUGGUCAGUCAGAACUGUGUCUCUGUUUCCAUAAAAUACUGAUAUUCCAGACGCCUGUCGGCCGUUGUGUUGCCGUUGAGGUCUGGAGCGAGUGGAACAGAGAGAGGGCAGAGAAGAUGAGCUUGGGGGCUGAACUUCAGCAUUUGGAUUACCUGACGGAGAAUGAGCUCAUGGGAAUGGACACCUUCAUCCACCGCAUCGACUCCACCGAGGUCAUCUACCAACCACGACGCAAGCGCGCCAAGCUGAUCGGCAAAUAUCUGAUGGGAGAUUUGCUGGGUGAGGGCUCAUACGGAAAGGUGAAAGAGAUGCUGGACUCAGAGACUCUGUGUCGCAGAGCCGUGAAGAUCCUGAAGAAGAAGAAACUGAGGAGAAUUCCCAAUGGAGAGGCCAACGUGAAAAAGGAGAUUCAGCUGCUCAGACGACUUCAGCACAAAAACAUCAUUCAGCUGGUGGAUGUGCUGUACAACGAGGAGAAGCAGAAAAUGUAUAUGAUCAUGGAGUAUUGUGUCUGUGGGAUGCAGGAAAUGUUGGACAGCGUUCCAGAGAAAAGAUUUCCAGUAUUUCAAGCUCACGGGUACUUUUGCCAGCUGUUGGAUGGCCUUGAAUACUUGCACAGCCAGGGAAUUGUGCACAAAGAUAUUAAACCAGGGAAUUUGCUGCUUACGACAGAUGGGGCGUUAAAGAUUUCUGACUUGGGUGUAGCAGAGGCUCUCCACCCCUUCGCAGAGGAUGACACAUGUCGGACGAGCCAGGGGUCACCAGCGUUCCAGCCACCCGAGAUCGCCAACGGGCUAGAAACAUUUUCAGGGUUUAAAGUGGAUAUCUGGUCUGCUGGAGUCACACUAUACAACAUAACGACGAGUCUGUACCCAUUUGAAGGGGACAACAUCUAUAAGCUGUUUGAAAACAUUGGGAAAGGUGACUACACGAUUCCUGAGGAGUGUGGACCGCUGCUGUCUGAUCUGUUGAGAGGGAUGCUGGAAUAUGAUCCUGUGAAGAGAUUCUCAAUACAGCACAUCAGACAGCACAACUGGGUUCGUAAGAAACACCCCCCUUCAGAACCGCCCGUCCCCAUACCGCCCAGCGCUGAAACCCGUGACCCCUGGCGGAGCAUGACGGUGGUGCCAUACCUGGAGGACCUUCAUGGUUACGCAGAAGAGGAGGACGACGAGAUGUUUGAUGGAGAAGAUGACAUCAUAUAUACUCAGGAUUUUACAGUACCAGGACAGGUGCCUGAGGAUGAGGUGGACAUAGAUCAGCGUCCUCCAGAGCGCAGGUGUCCUAUGGCCAAGCCUCUGUGCAUAAACGGGACAGAGUCGGCUCCGCUGAAACCCAAAUCCGAACGGCGUUCCAGCUCAUCUUCAAAUCCCUCCAGGAAGGGCAUGUCUGCAGCGAGCAAGAUUCGCAAACUUUCCACCUGCAAGCAGCAAUGACCUCAUCCACCUGAUCUUCUCCUCUGUACAGGUUUAUGUCCCUUCAGUCGAUACUGAACGCUGUUCCCAACGCACAUUUCUGCCCUGAAAAUGAACUCGACACUAACGGCAUCAGGACACUCGUGUCUCCUGCUCGACUUGAUCUGGAACAGAGCGACUUCUUUUGGGAAUGCUGUAAAAGAACGGACGUGGUCCUCCUCUCUCUCUUCUCCUCUGUGUCCGGUCUCAUUUAUGUUUGCCACAGAUCGGCACCAGAAGACCGUGUGGACGUUUUUCUGUAGCGAGCCAAUGGGGCACAUGUGACUUGACCUCACCGUUUAGUUUUUAGACCAUCUUUUAAUUUACAGUGGUUAACUACAGUUUAAAGUGCAAAUUGUGUUGUGUAAAGAAUGACAUAAAUGAUACAAAGAGAUCAGUUAUUGUAGAGAGAUUAUGGUACAAAUGAUACCAAUGUUAAAAAAGCAAACGCAUUAUAACACUGCAUGCUGGGAAGCAUUUGGAGGACACAGAAGACUGAUGCCUCACUGCAGUACCUCUCCCUUUUGGUUUGUUAUUUUUCCCUUUAAAUAUUUUUUAAGUAUUAUUUAUAUAAAGUCAUCCCAACUAAA